Molecule: messenger RNA, 2521 nt
Organism: Ornithodoros turicata
Lineage: Eukaryota; Metazoa; Arthropoda; Arachnida; Ixodida; Argasidae
Exons: 1
Coding region: 221-2437 (738 amino acids)
Source: RefSeq, a predicted model, not a curated record
CAAUCCAAGUCAAACCGAAACUGCAGCAGCGCGUAAAAACAACUUUCGGUGGUGGUGGUAUGUAGGUAGUUGUCCCAUUCGUGCGUCAGAGAAACAACCUCUGCUGUUUAAUGCCCAGCCUGUAAGAAAGCUACUUCUUCAGUUGAAAGUUUUUCUUCAGUUGCACUGCCUCACUGUCUCAUUAGUACACAAAUGUGAACGACGCAGAAAAACUCGGGCCAUGGACGACACGUAUAUCACUGCCUACUACAACUCCCUCGUUGAAGCUACGUCAAGCUGUAGACCAGCUCGGCGAGCAAAUUACGUCCAGUCACUUCACAGUACCAUCGCACACUUGAAAGAUCGUUUGGGAGGCAAAGGUAUAAACAUCGCACGCCCGUGCACGGGGAGCAGCGAAAACGACUGCUGGAUAUUCUCGCAUUUAACUGUUUGGAACGAGAUCCUCUACGCAAUAAACAGUGAGCUCAGAGAAGACAGGGUUGGUCUGCUAGCGCUUUGCUCGCUGGAUGGCGUACUACUCCCAGGUUACAAAGGAAGGACCGAGGCAUGCGUUGCAGUACAUUGGCUGCUGAAGGAGCAUCACUGCAUUUGCACGGUUGAGCUAGAUGACGUGUCACUAGUGAAGGACCACGCUUUCUUGUUCUGCAAUGCACUUUCGGUGAGCAAAGCCGUGAAAAAUUUUGUCCUGUCCUUGUGUCAUUUCAACAGCGAAUACGGUGCUGAAUUGGGCGCUGCUGUAGGACGCAUGACAUGCCUCGAUAAAUUUAAACUGCUUCUGCACCAAAGGGGCACAUACAUACACGAUGAUUAUAUUGCUGAUAUGGGUGCCAGUAUUGGAUCGACGAAUACGCUAACUGAACUGUCUCUCGAGAAAACGAGGUGGCCGAGCAACGCCGUGGCAUUUUUAAAUGGUGUGAAGACUUGUACAAACUUGAAAGUUUUGUGCGUCACCCUCACGGAGCUCAGUGACAGUGGUGCCCGUGGCCUCUCCGACCUGUUACUAAACAACCCAGACUUAGAAAAAAUUGAAUUGAAAGGAAUCCUGUUCACACACUGUGAGCUAUGUGCCAUCGCGGAGAAGCUAACAGCCACCCCUCUGUUGAAGUUGCAAACAUUGCAGUUGCAUCAUUGUAGACUUCAUGCAUCUGCACUUGGUCUGCUUACACGUGCACUGCAAAAGCACAAGGCUUUGAUUUCGCUCAAGAUAAUUGACUGUAAUUUGGACUGUAUUAAUUUGGAGUCUCUCGUACAUGGGCUUGACCAUUGUGGUUACCUAUGCGAGCUGUGCUUGGAUUGUAACAGCAUCAAGGACUUGGGUGCCACUGCCCUGGCAAGGUACCUGGGUGUAGCCCAGAAGUUGGAAGUUCUUUCCCUAAAGCGCAACAUGCUAUCGAGCUGUGGUGUGAUGGCCAUCAUCGAAGCCUCUAUACAAAAGGGGUCAGACACUAAGUUGUACUUUGGACACGUCGAAGUCAACGAAGAGGAAGCACACAAAAUCAGUCAGACUUUGGAGGCUGAGGGAGCUCAUGAAAGGGUCCAGAUGGUUUAUGGUUCCACCGGCUGCUUUCAGUUAGGAAAAGUGCUUCGGACAAACAAGUACAAAUUGGACCAAAUAGCUUUUGACGGAGAUUUUGAAUUGACGCCCAAGCAUUUUGUAGAACUGUUCAGUUCACUUUCUUGCAACUGUACCGUUAAACAUCUCGCAGUAGAAACUGGUGCAUUCGACGGGGCAUCGGCACAAGAGCUCGGAUGUCUUCUGUUGACAAACAAAACGCUCAAGUCAUUAGAGUUAGGAGCGAUUCUUCAGCCAUCACACAUGAUUAUAUUGUUUGAGAACCUCGCAAAAAAUACCUCACUUUCUAAACUUGUUCUUCCCUAUAGCAGAUUUGAUGCAAGCACCACACGUGUAUUCGUAAGCAUGCUCAAGAUGAACAGGACUCUCAACGAAUUUAGGACUUUCCUCGGAGCCAGCGAACCAUUGAGUAUACUAGUCGAUGGCUUGCCAGAUAACUACACACUUCUCGAACUUAAUAUUUUACCGGAGGUAUACAACAGAAAAGUCAUGUUCGAUGUCGGAGAAGUCCGCCGUCGAAACUAUGCGCUGCUGAACAAGGCAGCAAAGUUUGCGUUGAUGAAGUCACCCGAGAGAAGUUUGGCAUUGGCUUUCGAGAAAGUGUGCAUGAACGACUCUUUGACAUCUCAUUUGAAAAGAAUUAAUGCGAUGUCAGAAGAAGCUGCAAAGAUGCUUAUCAGACAAGCAGCUAGGUGUAUUACGGACCAGUACACCGUCCUAAGUGGUAUCGUGAAGGAGAAGCUGGAGUGUUGCCGGAACAGUGGUGACGCAGUUCAGAUUGACCAACUGAGUGCCGAAUGCCUUCAGAAAAUAUUUUCAUAUCUAAGGCUGGAAGAUGUUAUGUGGAGUGAUGGCAAAAUGUAGAUAGAGCAAGUCAGGUCAUGGCUGCAACAUUUAUUUCAUUGUUUGUUUUUGUUUGUUUGUUUCUUUAAAGUUUGUGUUGGCUAA